ACAGGCAGGUCCAGCUGGAGAGGGGGGACGCUGCUGCUCAGGAACUGGUCAACUCUCUACAGGUGCUGGAAGUCAUGGCGGGGGCCAUGGCUGCUGAACUCAGGCCUUUGCUACUGGAGCACUUGCCCCAUCUGUUCACCUGCCUGCAGCACCCGUACACAGCGGUGCGUCACAUGGCAGCGCGCUGUGUUGGCGUGCUCAGUAAGAUAGCCAUGCUGGAGACCAUGAACGGGUUCCUGGAGUGUGUGCUCCCCUGGCUUGCUGCUAUCGAAGACUGCACCAAACAGGAGGGCGCCAUCGAAGCUUUAGCCUGUGUGAUGGAGCAGCUGGAUGUGGACAUUGUUCCGUACAUUGUGCUUCUCGUAGUGCCCGUGCUGGGUCGUAUGAGUGAUCCCAGUGACAGCAUUCGCUUCAUGGCCACACAGUGCUUUGCUACACUCAUCCGCCUGCUGCCCCUGGAGUCAGGUAUACCCGACCCCCCCGCCAUGUCUGCUGACCUGAUCCGCCAGAAGGCCAGAGAGCGUGACUUCCUGGAGCAACUACUAGAUGGCAGAAAACUGGAGAACUACAAGAUCCCGGUGCCCAUAAAGGCUGAGCUCAGGAAGUACCAGCAGGUGUGUGUCCGCUUUAAAUGCU
This is a messenger RNA of Notothenia coriiceps (black rockcod), 636 nucleotides long. Its product is annotated as TATA-binding protein-associated factor 172-like. Gene Ontology annotation, molecular function: ATP hydrolysis activity; DNA binding; TBP-class protein binding. Lineage: Eukaryota; Metazoa; Chordata; Actinopteri; Perciformes; Nototheniidae. The annotation marks the transcript as partial. The record is from RefSeq and is a predicted model, not a curated record. The transcript has 4 exons.